GACGCGUGAAAAUGUGCCAUUGCUAAAAAUUACACGUGCGUUCCCUCCGGCGUCACAACGCGAACUGCAACCAAACAGCGAUGGCUCGGCCUGAGGUUGUGCGAUGAGGCGGGCGACGAGGAGGAGGGGAUGGACGAGCCCAGCGCCGCCAAGCGGCCCUCCGUGCUGACUAUAGACCGCGCCGCGUUCCUCUUGCUGAGGGUCAAGCGCGCCUUCAAGAAGAAGAGGCAGCAACGGAAAGAGAAGCAUGCGGCAGCGGCGGCGGUGGCGGCGGCCGAGGCGCUGGGCGGGGGCGGGCGGCGCGCGCCUCCGCCGCUGCUGCGCUCACGCACGCUGCCCGCCAUCAUUGCGCCCGGCUUCAGUAUCUUACAUGCGCAGAUCGACCCGCAGCGGACUAAUGGUGAGUCUACCCUACAAAUUAUGACUAUCUAAAGUCUGGUCCGUGAGCACGUAGAAUUUUGU
This is a messenger RNA of Ostrinia furnacalis (Asian corn borer), 462 nucleotides long. RefSeq lists its product as uncharacterized. The coding region runs from base 130 to 432 and encodes 100 amino acids. The record is from RefSeq and is a predicted model, not a curated record. NCBI's taxonomy places the organism in Eukaryota, Metazoa, Arthropoda, Insecta, Lepidoptera, Crambidae. The transcript is spliced from 2 exons.